GACAUUGCAGUUCACGACAUUAGACGACGGUAAGCAAUACACUCACUAUCGAUACCAUGAUAGUCGUACCACUAUUUGUUUCAACACCGAUGCCAAAACACCCUCUCCAAGAUGUCAACAGACUGCGGACUGAUCCUCGGCCUGCGUAAAAGGGCCGCCUGAACCCACGACGCAUCAACUCAACAUUGACAUAUACCAGCCCAGGUAUAAAAAGCCAGGAAAAGAAGCUCGAACUCUUCGUCAAGCCUCGUGCUUCAUCCUCUGUAUUGGCCGGUCCAUUACAGAUUCAACUCUCUGUCUCUCUAUUCCCCAUUAAUCAUGCGCAUCUACGCCGCACACAUCGUCCUCGCCAUGGCGCUCUCCACAUAUGCUCUCCCAGUGGUAAGCAAGAAUUACCCUUUACAGACUAUUCUCAGCUCAAUCAAGACCCAAACUUCGUUGGGCGCUCGUCAAGGAGAUGUCCAGGGAGGCGGUCCACCAAGAGGAAACGGACAAGGAUCCAGUGGUCCAGGACAAGGACCAUUGAAUAACAGCCAGCAACCCAGCCAGAACGGACCUCCGGGGAUGAACGGGGGUCAGGGUGGUGGCAACGACAAUCCAGGACAACCCGAACAGGGCCCUCAAAACGGACCAUCGGGACCCCAGAAUAGUGGUCAAGGAGAUCGGGGCGGCCCACAACAAGGACACGGCGGUCAGAAUGGUUUUCGUGGAGGUAACGGCAACUUCGGUGGCCAACAGCCUCAGGGUGGCCCGCCAAUUGGUCAGGGAGGGCCACAGAAUGGCGGCGCACCUCAGAAUGGACGUGGUGGACCUGGCCAACAGAAUGGUGGUAUGCGUCGACGAAGUGAUACUGGUUUGGCUUCGUUUCGCCUAUAG
Molecule: messenger RNA, 876 nt
Organism: Guyanagaster necrorhizus
Lineage: Eukaryota; Fungi; Basidiomycota; Agaricomycetes; Agaricales; Physalacriaceae
Exons: 1
Coding region: 319-876 (185 amino acids)
Source: RefSeq, a predicted model, not a curated record